UGAGAGUGUGAGUGAUGGGUUUUACUAAAGAUAGACUCUCAUACUGAACUCGUACAUUAAUCCAAAAUCUUUAAAGCAGGAGUAGCUCAAAAUCUUUAGUGAGCAAUUCCUAACAACAACCUUACGACGCUAAUCAGCUUCUUCAAGAUCCUUAGCCCAAAAAAUCCCUUUACUUUUAUAAACCAUUUUUUUCCUCCAUUUUUGCCAAAAUAAGUUCCAUGCUCUUGCUCUCCAUCACUUCUCUUCCGUGCAUUCAAAUGGUGUUCGAAAUGUCAACUUUGGGCUAAGUGAUUCACGCCCUUUUACAUGAAUAUUCUGGUUUGCUUUUAAGCGUGUAUGUGUGCUCUGCUUUGGUUGAUUUGUAUGCCAAGUCAUUGUUUACCUAGAGUGCCGCCAUGUUGUUCGAUGAAAUUCCUGUGAAGAACACUGCUCUGAAUUUCUUAACAAUGCAAAACCAUUUGUAAGGCCUUCCUUUCCCGAGCUUAUACAAAAUGUAAAACAAUACCAGGGGAAAAGACAUCACCAUUCAUUUCCAUGCUGAUGUUCAUUUAUCAGCCAGACCAUCUUGUGAGUUGCUCUUCUGAUUUACAGCUAUGCCUUCUAAUACAGUAUACUCCCCCGUCCACUUUUAUGUGAUAAUGUUUGACUUAGCACGGAGUUUAAGAGAAAGAAAGAAAUACUUUUGAAACUUGAGUUCUAAAACAAGCCAUAGAGAUUUGUGUGGUUAUAAAUCAUAUCUUUAAGGUUAAGACGAGAAGUUUAAAGUUGAAUUGUUUCUAAAUAUAGAAAAAUAUCAUUCUUUUUGGGAUCGAUUAAAAAAGAACGUGUGCCGCAUAAAAUGGGACAGAGGAAGUAAUGAAUAAACUACCCGAUGCUAGGAUCAAACAAUUUAGAAGUUUUGAUUACUUAAACACUAGACCAAGAAUUGAAAUAGUCAUGUACUUGCCUAAAUCAAUAUCUUAGCUUGCUACUUCUUGUUGGUUCUGCUCUUCACAUAAACUGUAAAGAGUUGAUGCUUUGGUGUAGUUGAUUAACUUAUCAUUUGACACUAUAGCUAGAGGAGGAAUUAGGCUCUCCAUGCACUAAGAAGCAUGUUGUUCUCGAGUCACCUGAUGAGCAUUCAGAGGCUAUUUCUCUCCUGUCCAGAACUCGUUUUAGUUUUACUGUACAUUUUGAGGUCUUUGUACCUAGUACCAUGCAGGCCUAGCUCUGGCUAUGAAGUGCUGUUCAAAGUCAACUUGUUGUGGUUUAUAUAAUCUGAUCAAAUAUUGAUUUUCUUGACAAAUUUAAGCCAGCAUGUUGUUUUUGUGGAUUAGUACCAGUCUAUAUCAUAAUUGCUCUGGCUGUCCAUAAGCUUCUGCAUUCUUCUCUUUGCUUGUUUCCUACAAAAUUACAGCUGAGGUCCACCCAUGCUCAGCAUUGGCUCAACAAAAGUAGUUGGUUUUGUUUUUCUUUGACCAGAAACAUGGCAUGACCUUCUUAUUGAUAAAUGAAACUGGAGAAAUAUUCUAACCUUAUCCAAUUCUCUAUUAUUUCCAUUACUAAUCAUCACAAUUUGACCGUUUUUAAGUGAUCUCGAAGCCUUUAACUGCAGCACCACUUGGUACCAAAAGAGUAAGACAGUAGUUUUUUGUCAUAAGAACCAACUUGUGUCCUGUGCCACUGCUUUAGCAAUAUGGAUGAUCAGAUUUUUGUCUAAAAUUCUCAGGAUAUGCCCUUAUAGAUUCGCGUUUGAUGAUCAAUCAUUGGAAUUCUGACUACAACUUAUUGAUUUAACUUCAAGAAAUGGCUAGAGGUGGUCCCUAACUAAACCAUUUUUCAAGAAGAUGAGGUUUCCAUAUGUUCUUUGUUGUGAAGAUCAGGGGGACCCUCUUCUUUUAGACUAGUCUUAAUAUAUUUUAUUGUAUGACAAUGAUUUGGAAGGCAAAACCAUGUCUUACUUGAGGUGCUAUUGUUUUUAGCUGGUGCCCACAAAAUACUAUUCAAUGCACAUCAUUAGGACUCUACAACUUGUCAUUGGCCUAUAUACACAUAUACAAAGAAGGGUUUACCAUAACAGCUCUCACCAAAACUUGAAACCAUACAAAGCUUUUCUCUGCUUUCAGGGUCCUUUUUUGACAAGUACUUUCAGGGUCCUUACUAAUUCUCCCCUUUCUUAAUUUCUCAUCUGUAUUGAACUUAACGACCAUGGCUAUCUGUAUGCCUCGUAUAAUGAAGAAGUCUUCUACAGCUGGAGAUGUUCCAAAAGGACACUUUGCAGUGUAUGUUGGAGAGAAGCAGAAGAAGAGAUUUGUGAUCCCUAUAUCAUUCUUGAGCCAACCUUCAUUUCAAGACUUGCUAAGUCAAGCAGAGGAAGAAUUUGGCUUUGAUCAUCCAAUGGGUGGUGUCACAAUUCCUUGCUCAGAGGACAUCUUCAUUGGCAUAACUUCCCAGUUUAGGAUUUAAGUAUAUAGUUUAGAUCAUUUUUCCUUUUUAGACCUCACAAUUUUGUAUAUCAAAGUAGGAUAUCCAUCUUGUAUAGUUGAAGUUGGUUAAUUAGAAGCUAUGUAAAGCUUAGCACCACAAAAAUUGGCGCUUUUUGACUCACAAAGACACUAAUUCAAAGAAUACAGAUACAACAUUCUUUUCUCUCACUUAAUGCAUCCGAAAGAAAUUUAUCUUGCGGUGCUGAAAAAUUCAGCUUAUCCACUUCGCCAAUAUAUAAGAUAGAGUUUUCUGUGUUCUAACUGUGUAUAAGAUAUUUAUAGAAGUAGGUCACUUACAAGGUAUACAAAUAAAUUUUUAUGAUUAGUAUUUAGUAAUUGGUAACCUAAUAACCUAUUAUAAUAAACCGUGCUAUUAGUGCACAAAAUGUUUAUGCUA
Molecule: messenger RNA, 2862 nt
Organism: Nicotiana tabacum (common tobacco)
Lineage: Eukaryota; Viridiplantae; Streptophyta; Magnoliopsida; Solanales; Solanaceae
Source: RefSeq, a predicted model, not a curated record